Messenger RNA from Aspergillus aculeatus ATCC 16872, 990 nucleotides. Its product is annotated as Rtr1/RPAP2 family protein phosphatase. Gene Ontology annotation, molecular function: RNA polymerase II CTD heptapeptide repeat phosphatase activity; RNA polymerase core enzyme binding. Gene Ontology annotation, cellular component: nucleus; cytoplasm. NCBI's taxonomy places the organism in Eukaryota, Fungi, Ascomycota, Eurotiomycetes, Eurotiales, Aspergillaceae. The transcript has a single exon. The coding region runs from base 1 to 990 and encodes 329 amino acids. The record is from RefSeq and is a predicted model, not a curated record.
AUGUCCUCGGGUCGACAAGUACUCAAAACCUCACUUCCAUCCGCUCACGCAGCUUCCGCUUCGUUAACCCGCUCAACCCCUGCUACCGCGCGUCAAUCGCCACCCAAAGCGGGCAUGUCACGACAAGAGCAAGGACCAUUAUCAGCCAGACCCGGCACUGAUCCCCGUCACAUGGCGAUUGCGCUGCACCAUGCGCGCCAGAUCCAAGCUCAAAAGGACGCAGAGGCUCUCAUUCUCGAUCGCAUUCUCGACCUCGUUCAGUUCCCCACCUCACCGUCCGCCGAUCCUAGCUCCCCGUCCCCCGAAGAUGCUCGGGCCUUCAAGUCUGCAUUGACACCCUUCCAACCCGCCGAUUACGACAAUCUGAUCCUGGAAAGAAACAUCGAAGGGCUAUGCGGGUAUACUCUUUGUCCCCAUGAGCAUCGCAAGGAGGACUCCGGAGGCGCCUUUCGCAUCAAGUGGGGCGCGAAGGGCAGCGGCCCAGGCGGGCGCGGGCGCGAGAUGAACAUCGUCCCGAAGGAAAAGCUGGAGAUGUGGUGCUCCGAUGCGUGUGCGGAAAGGGCGAUGUUCAUCCGAGUGCAGCUCGCCGAGCAACCGGUGUGGGAACGAAGAGCGGACGAUGCCCACGGCGCCCAUAUUCUACUGCUCGAAGAGGAACGGGCCAGAACACAGCAGCAAGGGAAGGGCAAGAUGCGGAGCGCGGCCAGCGUCAACGAGGUCACCGGUCAGCUAGGUAACUUGCAUGUGCACGAGGGACCAAGCUCCAGCGACGUGUUCGAUCAUAUGGCCAAGCUGUCGGUUCGUGAUGACGCACGUUCGCAGGAGCUGGCCCUGGAGCGUGGCGAUGCUCACCCAGCACUGUACACGGGUCGCGUGGACGUGAAUGUGCAGGAGAACAGUCGCGCUGCUGGCCCGGUGACGGCACCGCAGAUGCGCCCGGGAGACGAGAAAGGAGGCUCUAUCGAAGGAUAUGUGCCUCGCGAUCAUUGA